Molecule: messenger RNA, 1725 nt
Organism: Armigeres subalbatus
Lineage: Eukaryota; Metazoa; Arthropoda; Insecta; Diptera; Culicidae
Exons: 2
Coding region: 131-1615 (494 amino acids)
Source: RefSeq, a predicted model, not a curated record
AUAAGUAGGCUUUGCAACAUAAUGACACAAUUUUAACAAAUUUCGAGACAGAAACAAGUCCAUAUUGGCAUUUUGAUUCCAAAUUCAAUUUUCCGAAAUUCUAAAUUAGCCAUAAUUGAAAACGACGAAAAUGACGCUCAAUCGGAUCUUCAUGGUGGAACUGAUCGUGGAAGAAUUACAGAUAUUCUCAUCUGAACAGCUCAAAGACACAUCACAACAUGCGGAAGAAUCGCAACCACAUGCCGAAGAGGAAGGGGAGGCACCGGAUUCACCCAUAACCUGCCCCGAACGUUGCAUACGACUUCAGUUGUCCAACAUCGCACGCUGCGAGGUUUGCGAGAAGGACUUCGGGUCCCAGCUGGACGAAUCUACCGCCAAGUUGGGAGAGAACUGCAUGUUCACCCUGAAUGUGACGAGUCUGAGAGAGCAUGAAUUGAAUUUUGAAAUCUCUGCACUCGAGAAGCGGAAAGAUGCCACCAAGGAGGUCCUGGGCAGGUGGAUAGAACCGGCAAACGAUAUGCUGGACAACCUGGCGAAGGCCUUCGAUGACGUCAAUGGACGGAGAGGUUCUGAAACGUCAAUUGGAACGGUCUUAUCAGAUGGAUCGGUAUCGAAGAAAACCUACCCCGUUUCGGAGACGAUCCGGUCGCUGUAUCCGUUACGCGACGAUAGUGACAAUGUUAAGGGAUGUGUCAUUGUAACGAUUCGGAUUUCUUGUCUUGGGUCCAGAAUCAACCAGAAGGUAAAGCUCGGUGCCAAAGAUGAUCAACCGGGAGUGACCUGCUUCAAAACGACGGAUCAAGAGGAUCACGAAAAGUUUAUGAAAUGCGUCACAUACGACGAACUGGCUCAUCCCCAUCCGGUGUUGUGCGAGGAAUGCGAGAAACCAACAAGCUUGGUUACACUUCCUCCGACUCCACCUGCUUCGGUAUGCAGCAAGGAGGAAGUUUGCUCACCUUACGAUGAGUACACCGCUGAAAUGAAUGGAAAUGCCAUUUCCAUUCGAGUCGAAAAGAAUUCCGAAAUCAAGGUCAUGUUAGAUGACGAACAGGACAAUAGCUGCACUAAAGGGUGUUGGACUUCUCUAAAACUUCCGGAGGGAGUCUACGCCCUUGAAGAACGCUACGUCCAACGACAGGAAAACGCUUGUCGCCUACCGGUCGUGCGGGGCAAUCUCAAGUACCCGGCCCAGCAAUGGUCCGCCGACUUCCUCGUGUGCAAACAGAAACGACCGAUCUGCGCCGAAGACUACCGCAAACGGCCGGAUCCAACCCGAUCGGUUUGCAUGCAAACCCGUGAUCCCGAGGAGUCUCCCUCGCUGCAUCCGUGCGGAAUAGAAAUAUGCAAGAAAGGUUACCACGAUCCGAACGUGGACGUUUUCGUACUCAAACUGGGCAAACAAAAGACCACCCGCUCCGAGAACGCACCCAAUCAGAUCGAGUUGGAGCUGCGUACGCCGAAGGGGCCCAUGCGCGAAAGGCGACCGAAAGAAACGCGCGGCGUUCAGGUGAUCGAGUCCGAGUUUGACGAUUUCAAGUCUGCCCCAGCGGAAGAAUCAAAGAAGUCCAAGAAGAAGGCCGCCGGUGCCGGUAAGAAGGGCGCCAAAAAGAAGUAACCGAAGUGGAAAGCACUCAAUAAUUGAUUGUUCCACCGAAUCGGAGAUUGACUCGUUAAAGGUUAUUGGAAAAUUACAUCUGAUUGGUGUUUGCGCACAUUCAUUUCUCA